Porites lobata is the source of this 30061-nucleotide messenger RNA. The record is from the annotation of a GenBank genome assembly. Lineage: Eukaryota; Metazoa; Cnidaria; Anthozoa; Scleractinia; Poritidae.
AGAAGAGGAGGAAGAGGAGAGGAAAGAGGAGGAAGAGAAGAAAGUGAAGGAAGAGAAGGAGGAAGAGGGGAAAGAGGAGGAAGACGAGGAAGAAGAGAGGAAAGAGGAGGAAGAGAAGAAAGUGGAGGAAGAUGUGGAGGAAGACGACAAGAGGAAAAGGAAAAGAAAACGGGAAAAACGGACAGAAGAAAACAACGAAAGAGAAGGAAAAGGAAAGGAAACUUAUCGAAGCGAGCAGGCCUUCCCCACCAAAACCAUAAGAGGCAGGGCCGUGAGAAGACCUGCUCGUUACGACGACGAGUAUUAAUACUUAACAAUUAAUGAAAGAGGCUGAGUAUCUUAUGAAGAAUUAUGGAGAUCGAGGAGGGUGUUAACACCCCCCGAGAUCUACAUAAUUCCUCAUAUGAUGCGAAAGCCGAAUUCAUUAAUUGUUUUAUUGUUCAUUCAAAAUAAUUCCUCGUUGAAAAACAUAGCUAAAAUAUGCUUACCUCAACUGAUGUUAAGUUCACCUUCGAUAGUGGACAUUUAGGGUUGUUCAGCUCCGUAAAUAUUCUUCAAAUAGCAGAUGUUGCCCUUCGAGUAGUCUUCUUGCUGUUCUUGCCAUAUUUUUAGCUAUUAUUUCACGUAGUUCUCACUGUUAAAGCGAAUGAAAUGUUUUCAUGUUUUCAUUUUUGUUUUCACUACCAAAACAACUCAACCUCGUCCCCAGGUCUUCUCGGUUAACGGUGCGUUAACCUGCAAGAAAGCUGCACUUUUGACGUCAUCGGUUAAUUAAAAAUUCUCCCAAAUUUGGUCAUCAGUAGCUGGUUACGGUGAGUUAUGUGUGUGCUUUGUUUUAGCCAAUCAGAAUCUGGGAAAUAUUUUGAAUGAAUAAUAAUGAAGUUUAUCACUCAGAAAGAAAUAUAUCUGAAGAAAAAGUCAUGCGAAUAAGGCAAAGAAUCCAUUAAAGUAAUGCAAAACGGGCUGUUCGCGAUUUCGCUCUAAAGGCUUUGAAGAGGCUAUGUCAGCUGUAACCUUCGAUCAGGUGUCCUUUUUUUCAAUUUGUUUGCGACAAAAAACCGCCUAAUGAUCGCAGGUUAUGUCAGCUGGUAGCCUGCGUAGCAUGGCGGUUUUGUUGAGCCGGGCGCAGGAGCGGCGUAGCCGCGAAAAAAAUAAAAACCGCCUGCCCGGAUUCGUGGCCUUUUCAACUGCCGCCCCCUUCAACUCAUUUUGACAUCCUGUUGACAACUUGUUUGGUUUCAGUUUUCCCAGCCAAUCAGAAAUAAAGUGUUGACAGCCUAAACACGACACAACAGCUCGUGAUAUAGUGUAAAACGUGACCUUGGCCGGAAUUGGAGUUUGCUUGAACAAACACGGGUUUUUUCUUUGUGGCUAUCUCACGCAUAGGUGACUACACUGCGUUCUAAACUUGACUGAGUAGAACUUAUUUUCGCUGCAGUAAGUCUUACAUUUAUUUAGAGGUCAUGGAGUUGGUUUGUUUAAUCCGUAUUGAGUAAUUAUUUCCUGUGGUUAAUGUUAUUUUCGCUAAUUAGAAUUUGUUGAUCUCAGAUGCAGUUGUAAAGUACUAAUUUCUUUGACCACUCUUAAAGCCUAAAGCUUUUUAUUACGGCUAAAUAAAUAUUUUAGUUUCUUUGGUCUUUUCCGACUAAAAUGCCUGGAUCUGGACAACUACAAACCAAGGAGCCUUGGUUUGUAGUUUCUUUGUCACUGCUUUGUCCGUGAAUGUUUUGACGCUGGGCCCGGCUUUUUAACUGUUGUUUGCAGGAUGUUGUAUUUUUACGUAGAGCGCGAUCUUCAGAUUUGAGUUGUAGCUUAAGCUACACCAAGCAAAAAAGUAUGGAGAAUUACGCUGUGCGUCUUCUACCAUAUGCGAUUCAUCGACCACAAUCGCGGACGCCGUUCGAUGUAUUGCGCUGGAGUGCGUUAUUCUCUAACACCGAGUAAUAGAGAAAAUUGAGGUGAACUUUCUCGAAGCACUGAAAUUUACUGUUUCUGUCAUAAGGUUCAUUGCUUUACAUCUCAGCGACACCAUUUCAGAUAUCUGGUCCUCGAUAGUACUUUUUAGAGGGGAAAUUGUGAUCAUACAGGUUUCCGAUGAGGAUAUUUCUUCUUUGGCCAUAGCAAAGACAGUAAAGAUCAUGCUCUUGCCAAAUCUUGUUGACAAAAUUUCCAUGACAUCUCUCCUUUGAAGAAGACUGUAAAUGGCCAUUUCCUGUUUAGACUUCAAUACAAUUGCCCUAUUUUCCCGUCAAAUAUUCAAGAUCGACGACGCUCCGGUCAACGCUUCUUUGUUAUUUUGAUUUUGUUUUGCGGAGAUGAUUUGUUCAGUCCCUCGAAACUCUCCCAUGGGAGAUUACCAAAAUAUUUGAUUGACAGGCGAACAUUCCGAACCAAUCGGAACGAUCCGUACGCUGGCGUGCGGACCGACUCAAAAAAGCCCCCCGUCCGUGCAGGCGGUUUUUCAAGUUGCUUCCGCCCCAAUCUCCUCGCGGUUUCUCUGCCCUCGCCCGCCUUUAUUACUUAGCGCUCCCAACCAAAACCGCCAUGCUACGCAGGCUAGUCAGCUGGAGACAAUUCGCGCUGAGGUUAUGCAAAUUACUUUUAACUGUCUAAAUUCUAUUGUUCUUAACGCGUGACAUUCUCUGUUACGACCAAGGCCCCUAAAUUUACAGAGACGUUUUCCUAACGAAUUGGGUUUGGAUAAGGGGCCUUCACGCACAGAAAAACUCUGGGGUGAAGAUUUUUGUUGAUUUUUUCAAGCUUGUUUUCAUUGGCUUGCGCAGGCGCCGGUGCCGGCAUAGCCCCUUUAACCUACGUAACGCUUUAAAGGGUCACCUUCAACCAGUGUGCAUUGCAGUAGUGCACUUCACCGAAAUCAUUUGCUGUAAUACAGAAAUUACGAACGUUCUGAUUGUGUGCCCAUUUAAGAACUGCAAUCUUGCUUUUACGCACUUUUUAUUCUACAUUUUUUCGCUGUUGUAGUUCUGCUUUUCAUUUGCUCUAGAUUAUGUCGUUUUUCAUUUACGUUUUUCUCGCUUUAUACUACUACAUGAAAAAUGUCUGCAAUUUGAUUGGCUUAGAGCAGUGGUAUUUCAACUUAAUUUUAAAUACUUACCUUUUGUGGGUAGUAGUAUAAGCAAAUAAUAGCAUGAUUUGUAGUGAUAUUUGGCAUGAAUACCACUCGUGAUAUUUCAAAAUUGUCUCAAAUUUCACUCGCCUAACGGCUCGUGAAGUUACGUUUAACAAUUUUGAAAUAUCACUCGUGGUAUUUAUGCCAAAUGUCACUACAAAUCAUGCUAUUACCUAUACAAAUUUUUGAUUUUUUGUAGCUGUUAAUAUUGAUGAGGCUUUAACAGCACAGCGAAAUCAUUAAGUUGAAAAUGUUCACUGGAUGAAAAAACAGAUUUGAAAUGAGAUAAAUGUGGGACAAAUGUGGUCUAAAUAUAAAAUUUGUCAUAUUUGUUCACAUUUGUGCAAAGCACAAAUUAGACAUUUGACAAAUGUGAACAAAUGCUGUGUAAAUGUAGGACAAAUUUAACAUUUGCUUUGUGACAAAUGCAGAUAAAUGAGCCAAACUGCAAACAAAUGUGUUCAAAUCUGUUCAAACUUUGUCAAAAAACAUAUUUGUAUGGACAAAUAUAGAGCAAAUUUUAUAUUGUAAAGUGAGAGUGCCAGGCCAGUACAUACGGACUACCCUUCUCUCUUUUCUUCCCUGGCAUCUACCCCUUUAUUGCUUCUUGCAAUUUUCACUUAACACUAGUUUUCAACCUUUCUUUAAAGUGGACUGAUGCUGCAGAAGUUCAUUGAACUCAACUAGGACAGGUUGAAAGACCAUCAGUUCGAUCCCUUUCCCCCUCAUUUAUCACAACCCUUACCUGAAACCCUGAUAUAACGAAGACACUGCUAAAACAGUAACAAUCUUCAUUGCACUUCGUUCCUUGAAACUUCUUAAAUAUCAGAGUUCCACUGUAAAGGGUGCAAGGUGAUUACAAUAUUUAAAGAAAAAUGACUCAAGAAUUUUACCUGACAAUUCUCAUUUAUUUCACAAUGCUUGUCCUGAUCUUACAAUUAACUGUAAAACAAAACUAAAACAUUAAGUUUAACAAGUGUCAGUUCAUUUCAGGAUGACCAAGUCAAAAGACUUUAUUAGGUAGAUAAAUAAACAGAACGUGACCAAGCUGGGAUUGCAAAAAUCACUUUUUUUCCAAAGUGACCGAAAUGGGGUCUAUAAUAUGGCCACAGAGUAGACUAUCGGUAUACAGUAAUGGGAUAGGGGUACUCAGAGGCCAGCAGCACAUACCCAGUAAAAAUUAACCAUUAAAUAAAACGUUCCCUUCAGGUACCAUUGGUACAACAUCCAACAAACUGUAUCUUUAGUUAAUUACCACAGGAAAGAUAGCAAUCUUCAUUGCACUUAGUUCCACUGUUAUUAGAGUACCGUAAAUCCUCUAUGAAGCCCCCCGGGGGGCUUAUUUUUUUCAAGCACUUUUGAGGGGGGGCUUAUUUAAUUUAGCAAAACGCAUCACCGGUAGCAAAAACACCGUGGUAUGAGACAGAGUAGACUUACGCGUUGUACAAUUAAAGUCACUGUCAAAAGUAUUUAUUUCACUUGUGGGAGCCUAAAAGUAACAAAAACAAAAUUCUUAUUCUUCAAAAAUGUUCUCCACAGAGAACUAGAGCGCAAAGUUGAGAAAGUUAAGCAUAUGAAGUUGGAGGUCAUGCGGCCAAAGACCAAAAACAAUAUGAACUUUCAGCGUGAAUAAGCCAUAACUGAUUAGUCCACGUUAAUCGUUAAUUUUUUUGUGAAGAAUAAGGAUUGGGGGAGGGGGAGGGGGGGCUUAAUAGAGAGGGGGGGCUAAAUAGAGGAUUUACGGUAUGUAAUUUUAAAUAAUAGCUAUUAAAAACACCUCUGUUAAGUGGACACCUUGAGAUGGUCCCUGUUUCUCUUUAUAACUCACUCUAUUUGGAUCUCUAUAAGACGGAUAUACUGAGUCAGUAGUGCUGGUCCCAAAGGUGUCCAUCUUAAAGAGAGUUGACUGUCCAGACAAAAUAUUCCUAUUUCUUAUAUUAAAAAUAUAUCUAAAUGCACUUUAGGAAAUACCAAUAACAAAAAGCAAAUGCCUCACAAUUGCCAAGGUUUGUUUGGUGGGCUAUUGAUACUUGCCAAGGGCAACAAAACUAAUGAAAUAGCUGACUUCUGGAGUGACUGCUAGAGGGUUUAAUGUACAUUUGUCAUUAAUCAAUAAUGCUACAAAGACUUGACUAAAAUUUGGUAAACAGCAAAAAUUUCACAUAUCAUAAUAUAUUUUUGUACACGCAUCUUAUUGAUAGCUUGAGAAUUUGGAAAAGUUUAAGCCUGGGUAAUCAAAGACUAUACCGUUUGCACUCUCUUUAAUGUUUACCAAGUUAAGUUAACCAAAUAAUCCAAGUGACAUUUAUAUAAGCUCUUAGAAAGUCCAUAACAUGUACUGUUAUUAAAAUCUAUAACCAAAUAAUGGACUUUGGACAUUUAAGCCAACAGUUAAACCUUGAUUAUCUGGACCUCAAUUAACCAACUUUUUGAUUAUCACAACUUUUCCUCUGGUCAAAGAUUUCUUAAAUGAAUAUUGCAAAUAAACAAGAAGGUAAACCUAAGCCUGAUUUUCUUUUGGCUUCACAUCUUCGAAAGAGUCAUUGAAAAGUUUUCUUUUGUCUUUGAAAAGCAAAGUUGGUACUUUUAUGUGAUGUCAGCCUGCAAGGAAAGUCGUGUCCCAUAGCCCGGGGCUAGCGGAUUUUGCUAUCGGGCUAGUGAUUUUUGUUCUUAUCUUGCCUGAUGGGCAAGUGUUGUUUUUUGGAGAAAUUCAAAUUACCGAAGGAUUGUAAUCAAUCCUGCUAAUCAAAAAGGGUUUGGGGGCUAGUUGAAAUGACUUGUGGGCUAGUAUGGGGUAGCUACAGCUUGCCAGAAUGGUAGGCUGUAAAACUGACUUUCUUUGCACCCCGGAUGUAUAUGAUAAAUUAAGCUACCCUAUUAAGACAAGAAAAUGCCACAGUUGAUUAUCUUCUGUGGAAGGUAGCCUCAUACUACUAAUAACAUAUACUUUUCUAUUAUCUCUACUCAUAUAAACAAGGUCAGGCCAGGUUGUGUAAUGCUGGUUUAUGCAAACUUUGAGUUGAGAUAGGCAAGCUUAUAAACAAAUUCACUUUAAAAGUUCUUUUUGUCUGCAAUUUGAUGAUUGGAUGCUCUAAAAAAGGAGAGCACAUUAAGUGCGAAAAUGUUCUUCAACGAAUGAAAAAGGAAACCAAAUUAUUUAAAAAUUUAUCCCCGUGUGGGUUCUAAUAAGCCUUUGAACAACUGGGCCUAGGCAUUGACUGAGAAGUGGCCUGAAUGUGGCUCAUGAUGGACCGUCAGGUGCUGGCCUCUCGGAUAUCCCACCCUAAAACUUGGGCUUUGCCAUAGCUCUGGCAUGAGGGAUAAGAUUCUUAAGGUAAACAACACCUGAGGCUGUGCUCUCCAGGUCACCCAUGGCAACUGACUUUUAAUCCUGAGUGUCUAAGGCCCAGUUCAAACGUCAAAUUUCACAUGCGCAGAACUUUAUUCCUAAUUUAGUCUACUUAAAUAGUUAAAUGUGGCAUUUGAUUUAAACGUCAAAUUUAACUCCCUGAACUCUGUUGAAUUUAACUCUGUUAAAAGUCAAUAUUCCCAGUUAUACUACUACAUGAGAAAUUUCUGCAAUUUGAUUGGCUUAGAGCAGUGGUAUUUCAGCUUAAUUUGAAAUACCUACAUGUGAAAAUUACAAAACCUUUGCGGGUAGUAGUAUAAACAAAUAAUAGCAUGAUUUGUAGUGAUAUUUGGCAUAAAUACCACUUGUGAUAUUUCAAAAUUGUCUCAAAUUUCACUCGCCUAACGGCUCGUGAAAUUAUGUAAAACAAUUUCGAAAUAUCACUUGUGGUAUUUAUGCCAAAUAUCACUACAAAUCAUGCUAUUACCUAUACUAAUAUAAUAAUAAUUUACCAAAUUUCAUGCAUUAAGUUGGCACAUGUGAAAUGCGACGUUUGAAUCAAAAGUUGAACCUCAGUCGAAUCUUCGACUGUUUCAGUCGCAGAUACGGCAAACAUCGCAUUUAAUUUAAUUGAUUCAAACGUUGCACUUCACAUGCAUUUAACUCUUGCGUUAAGUUUGGCUCAAGUGAAAUUCGACACUUGAAACCAGCCUAAAAGAACGUUUUCCAUAGGAACCAUAUCUUGAGCAGUGUGGAUUUCACAGUUUCAUAGCAAUGGACUCAGUCCCUUCAAAUUUUCUUUGAGCACAGCCAUUUGGCUAGAAAAACAUUUUAACACUCAUGAGGUAAAAAAAUAAAACAUAAAUUUGUGAACAUACUCCUCUUCCACUUUAAAGCCACUUGUCAUGUUUUUUGUCAACCAUCUUUCUGCAUGUUGGAAACAAAACAAAAAUUAUAGUUGUAAAUUUACCAAAUAAAGUGCAAUGUUAGAUAAGCUUUGAGACAGAAGCAUAUAACCCUGAUAAGGACUUCUGCUUUGAGAUAACCAUUGCCUAAUUUCAUACCGCGCGGGGACCUGGCACUACCGGAUUUUCCCGGACUUUUUAAAAAGUCCAGUUUCAAAAUGGCGGAUAGUCAGAGGAUAGUCAGAGUAAAGACUCGAACGAAAGCGUUCUUUUUCGAAGAAACAUUGAUCAAUAUUCCCUCAGAGAAUCUUCCUAAACUUAGUAAGGAAAGGAUACACUAUUUCUGUCAUACCCUGAAGCUAAACUUAAGGAGCCGACACUCAGCUGCAAGUGCAAGCAAUUGUUCGAUGAACAGGUCGCUCGAACCAAAGAUGACUAUAAAUUUUCGACAGCAAAGGAUUGCCUGUUUAAUUCUACCGGCUUCUGUAUUUUAGAGGAUCAUUGCAGGCAAGAACACAGAAUGUGUGCGUACCGAUCGUAACCUAAGUAUGCUGGAGCAGAGACUUAAAAGGGCAGUACAGAAGGCUUACCUGGAUUAUUCCUGUCGCGGAAAAGAGAAAUGUCCGUGAAAGGUACUGAGUGUAGUGAACUUUGUGGAGUUAUGUACGUUGAACCUAGUAUUCUUAAAUCACACGCUGGAGAACAAGGGACUUGUCUAUACUCAGUACAUGUUACCCCAAAUUGUAAACAUGCUCGUAGACCCAAUAUGUUCCAAAAAGAGGCAGCUCAACAAGUGAGUCCUUGUAAGCCAUUGCCAUUUUUCACAUUUUGCCAAUGAAUUUAUACAUGUCUUGAGUAGUGUCUAUAUAAAUAAUGUAAUGCAAUGUAACUGGAAGGUACAGAAUCACACGCAGGGGCCUCAGUCAAAAAAUAACUAUAUACUAUAUACAAUUUAUCCCCCCAAGAAAAAUUACUUCUGUAUUAUAACAUUGCUCAAUGCAUGAGGUCUGGUCACAGGAACUUCAGUGUUACUGGACGAGAAAUGCCUCUCUUUUAAGACUGAAGUAUACUUGCUUUUAGCUAUGUUCAAUGAGAAUUGUCUCUGGUCCGAUCUUUAGGAUUUCUUACUGAGACCGUACGCAGGGACGGAGAGAAAACCUAAUGUAAGCCUUGCCGACCUAAUACGAUGUUGCCUUUUCACUCAGUGACUCAUGGUCACUCUGGCGUGUUUUGCUUUUCGUAGUCUUUAUUUUACGAUUUGUAAAAAGAGGUACACCCACUCUCUUAUCAUUCGCCAAUAUUCGGUCGGAUCCAGCACCGUAAAAAAAGCUAAAUGCGACGGUUCUUUGUUCAAAUUUUUUGUCGAACAAUUCGGGAAUCCUUCCAAUACUUCAAGUAGCGAAAGUCUCCGAUUUGAUCUUUCUUUUCUCAAGGUUUUAAUCGAAGUUCUUCAUAGCAGUAAAACAACUGUUCAUUGCUGUAAAAUAUUAACUUUCUGGAGUAAUAUGGCCCUCAACAUCGUUUCAACGGCACGCAGUGACCUCUGCUUUCCUCUGCUUUACCCUCUGUUUUGGAAGCCAUUUUGAAUCCGGAAUUUAAAAAGUCCGGGAAAAUCCGGUAGUGCCAGGCUCCCGCGCGGUAUGCAAUUAGGCAAUAAUCAUCCAUAAUAUACAUGUAUUUGGUUACUUCCAACAGCAACUUUCUCCCGGCCAUCGAUCUCGUUUUGUUUAAAGAAGUAAUAAAUAUGCCCCACUUCAAAGACUAACAUUGUCCCUCAAAAAUUGGGCGCUUUAAGCUAAGUUGUAGGUUCCUGUGAUGUUUGAUACAACGCAGGCAAGUCGGCGCCUUUGAAGACACGCUAUCAGUUCAGCUCCAAAGAAUAAACACAAACUCUCGCGAUCAAAAGCAUUUCUUAUAUCAUCAAAGCAACAAGAAAGUAAACCUACCCUUAAAUCCAUUGGAACUUCUCCUUUAGAUUCUCUGCGUGACAGUUUUGAGCCGCGUUUGCUGUUAUUUAUGCACUUAUCAAUUGAAACCCCGACCCCCCCCACCCCGGGCCAAGGUGGGGAUUUGACUUGACAUCAUUACAAAUCUUAGCAAACUCCCACCAUACUGGGGCAUAUUGACUGGUAAAACCCCCACCCAGGUGGGGAAACCUUUUUAAUUCCCUGACUGACUUUAUUAACAUUUCGUUGGAAUUUUCAACUUCUUUAUUGACAAAUUUACUAGAGCAAAAAGGCAAAUAUGAUAACAGACCAAGAUAUAAAUACAACAAAUAUUUGACAAUAAUUAAGUAAACAUAAUGACCCCUGCCCACUUAUAAAAAAGUCAGGGUACAAAAUGGAUGAUGGAGUAGCACAUUGCUAUAAAUCAGCUAUAAAUUUAUAUUAAAAGGAAAUCUGUACCAUCUCCAUUGAAAGUAAUUGCUGCAAUGAUAAGUUUAAUUGAAAAUAGCAGCCAACAUACCUUAACUUUCACAAGCUGAUGUUAUAAAUAGACUGCAUAAAAUAGUUCCUAGGAGCUAUAUUUUAUAUUUUGACUUAAAGAAUGAGGAAAUAUAGAACUUCAGAAACCACAUGGGUUUAACACUAGACGUUAAACGAGCUGUGUCACGAAAUUUACCAAAAUGUAGGCUGUGGGAACUGCCACCAAAUUGAGUGAAACAUAAAAAUAACCACUGAAGACAUUAAAAGAUGGUAUAAAUGACUCAGCAAAUACAAAAGAAGGUACAGAUGGGAAAACAUGAAGAAGAUUGAAACGGAUUGAAAUUUUGGUUUUUGAAAACUCGUUAACCUAACAGUUUUUCAAAGUUCAAGCGUAACGCUUGAUAUGCUUGGGAGAAACAUCUGUUUGAAACGAAGCUUUGAUUUCUUCAUUUCUUUGCCCACGAUAACGCUCAGAAGCGAGUAGGGACCACGUAACUGGCAAUAUUAUCAAAAUGAACCAGAUAGUGUGUACCUGCAUUGUUUGAGAAGUUUUGAAUAACAAUAACAAUUUCCAGUCAACGAACCAUGAAAGCUCAAGGCAAAAUCGCAAAGGAUUAAUCUAAGUGGAGAAAUGAAAGGAAAAACAAUUAGGAAACUUACGGCCGAGCAAUACAUCAAAAUACCAGUGAUCACGUGAAGAAAUUACCCUGAGGAAACUAGGCACGAGUCAAAUCCCCACCUCGCUCCCCGACUUCCGUGGACUGCCAUGAAUAUGCUAAGCAAAUCCUGAGAAAUCCCCCACCCCCACGGGCUAACCAUGCCUUCAAAUACCUUAAAAAUCCCCCACAUUACCCCACAUAGGCCCGGGGUGGGAGGGGGGUCGGGGUUUCAAUUGAUAAGUGCAUUAGUCGCUCCUGUUUUGCUAGUUACGUUAUCUUGCUGAACUGCUGCGUUUGCUUCUUUCAGUUUCUUCUGGCUCUCUAAAAUAGAAUCUAGUCUCCUCUUCAUGUUUUCCAUCAGGAAAAGUUGUCUUUCUUCAGCAGGACUGCUUGUAGCCAUGAUUGAACCAUAAAAUACGAGUCUAAAGACAACGAAAACUAAGGGCCAAGCUGACAAAGAACUUUUCGAAAUGAACUGGAGACGCUGUCAAAAGGGUGAUCAAACAUACCGCGCGUGUAGCUGUGGACAUUUGAUUGGCGUUCUAUCGCUGACGUAACUUAACGUCACAAUAUCUGAAUGCGAGUACUUUUCGUGCAUUCGCGCGCGCGUUCAUUCAAAAAGACGAUCAAGAUGAAGGGAUUAGAAAAUAGGGUGUACUUAUCAGCAGCACUUAUCUGGACUUAAGCAUAAAUUCUGGAAUGGAUUUCACGUAAUACUGAUAUUUACUAUAAUUAUUGUUAUAGUGAAACCUCUAUUAAGCGAACCCCCAAUUAAGCGGACACCCUCUAUUCAGCGGACACUAAACCGGGUCCCGAAGUUUUAAUUACGUCUUAUAUUUCCCGUUAUAAGGAACACCUAUUCAGCGGACACUUCUAUUAAGCGGACGCGGACACUAAAAUAAAUUGUAUUUGGCUAAUUUUUAUUGUUAAUAACCUCUAUUAAGCGGACAGCGGACCGAAUUAACAAUAGUAGUAUUGGAUUACGUCCUUGAAAAACGUGCUGUAGUCGAUUAAUAAAGGUAAAUCAAUACAUUUAGCUGUCGAUAAACUGUAGAUUAUACCGAGAGUCUUGCACAAAGUACAGCACGGCUUCCUUAGCUUCCUUAACAACAUGGAACUUUAUCACAGUACAGAGUAACCGUUAAGUUGAAAGUUAAACAUUGCGCAAUUUUUACAAACCCUGUUAAGCGGACACCCUCUUUUAAGAGGACGCUUGGGAAGGUCCCGAAGGUGUCCGCUCAAUGGAGGUUUCACUGUAUUAUUAUUUUUUUUCUAUAGUUAGGUCUUUUUAUCGGGAAAUUGGUACGGAAAAUUAACAGCAAUAGAUUUAUAUCUCGCCUCAUGGAUCAGAACCUUAUCUUAUUAAAAUCAGCGCGUUGACUUUUACGCCAUCCACUGGGACUUUUGAAUUGAUUUUUUAUAACUCUAUUGAUGUGGACGUUUUCUUUAUAUGAAUAUUUUACUGAAAUUUUGUUUGUAGUUUUUAUAAGAUUUUAAUAAAGUAUUCUUUACAUUAUUAAAAAAAGGUAUAGUUUUCAAAAUUGUCACGGUACUUAUUUACUUAUUUAUCUUAUAUUUGUUAUUGCUUAAACAUGACAUAAAGAGUUCAGUGAUUGUACAGUGGGAGUCCGAAAUAACGACUAACAUUUUUUCUAGUCCCUUCGCCUUUCAUUAUGUCUAGCGGUAUAUAUGGUGAUGUGGUUUAGACCCUAUAGUGUAGGGUGGUAGUGCAAAUAAGACUCCACCAUAUGGCUGAAUAAUUUUGGUCUUUUGACUAGAGUUGAACUUUCAUAUUUUCAGUGGCACAGCAUAAUGAUCAAAACACUGACAACUCAUCAGUUUUAAGGAGUCAAAGGGAGGAGGAAUUCUUUCCUUUUACAUCUAAUCCAACUUUCCAAUCUUGGUAAUAAAAAAGGCUAGUGAGCCUCACACUUGCAACGCAAGGUAACUUCCUAGCAUACGCUAAAACUUCAAAAGACUCCUUUUUAAUACAUGGAUAUAAACAAAUUGUCAUUUUUAUGAAGAGACGGUAAUUUCCCUUUUAUUCACUUCACUUAAAGUAACUUUUAAUUUCCCUUUUAUUCCCUUUUAUUCACUUCACUUAAAGUAAUUUUUAAUUUUUAAAUUUUUAUCGUGUAGUCGUAAUUUACGCAGGGCCCCUAUUGAUACCAGCCAAUGGCUGAUAGUGCCACUCUGCCUAAAUAAAGUUGACUCUGACUUGACUUGACUUGAAUACAGUGGAACCUCGAUAUAACGAGCCUCUGUAAAUGUUUUAAUCAGCGUAUAAAGUACGGUAAGUUGAUCGGAGCAUUCAUCCAGUGUGAGUAAGGCGCAAUAAUAGCUAGCCAGAAAAUCCCUCAUUGCAAUUUCUACAUAUCUACACCUACAUGCAUCUACGAGUGCUUGACAAGGGUUACCCAUUGCGCCAAAAACAACCAAAUAAAUAAAUUAAUUAAUUAAUGAGACAAACAAUAGCCUUGUUUCUAAACAAUUCAGAAAAUCAUGUAGCGAUUUUACUGGAACGAGAAGUCAAAAAAUUAUUUUUCUCGUACUUGUCUUGUUUUAAGAUAUCUUUGUACAAGGGCAAAUAUAAUGGCAUAUUUGAAUCACAUUUGUCUCACAUUUUUUCAAGACAAAUGUGAUAACAGAUUUGUCUCACAUUUGGGACAUUUGAUGGGUGGACAAAUCUGACAUCAGAUUUGUCUUAGAUUUGUCUUUGAGGCAAAUAUCAUUAAAUUCAAUAUUUCGUCCAGUGGUUGUUAAGUCUUGUUUUGGUUCUGCAGUCGAUUGGGCGAUGCAUCAUCACAUACAUAUUUUGGUGGCUGAUCGAAGUAAAAGUUUUCGAGAAAGUUCUAUCUGUACGGAAAAAAAAAUAAAUAUUAAGUUAAUUACCGAUCCCGGUCGGCUCGUAUUGGAAAAAACGAACAACUGUCACCGUUGCCAUGGCUACAUGAUAAUCUUCGCCUUCCUUCGCAAAAAAGGCGAGAUGGUAUGAUAUUUCGUUGGUGUUAAAAAGAUAAUUACAUGGCCGCUUAGGGAUAGAAAAAAUUCUUUUCUGGUGUUGGAACUUAUUUUACAAUUUUUCUAGGAAAUUUAGUAUCUACGGGCUUGAAGUAUCGUCUAUAUCAUGAUGUAAAUAUGAAGUGUAAAUAAAUAUGCAUGGAGAUGCAGUAUUCAGCUAAAAUAUCAUCACACUAUAAUUACCACGUCUAAUAAACUAGACUAGACUAGGGAAGUUAGGUUUUUCUAUAUAUUCUAGUUUUAGAGAAUGGUAAAAGGUUUUUUUGCGGCAACAGAUAUAUUCCAUCUGUUACAUUGAAUGUACAUAUUGUUUUUUACUAUAGUGGCAUCUAUUAGGGAAAUUCAGGAUGAGAGUAAAAAAUUACAGUGCAAAUCAGUGACAUUAAAAAGAUAUUGCUCAACGAAAGAUUCUUCACUUUUUAUACACUGAAUAUACAAAACAUAGACAUAUUAAAUUCUGCAAGCAGAAUACUGCAAUGCUGAUCGUGCUACGUGAAAAUUAAUUCUGCAAGACAUCAACACGACACCGGAACAACUCAAAACAGAGCGGGAUUGUAGCCAUAGAUAGCCGUUUUGCCCUCUAUGGCGUGAUAUGGGUAGCCUGUGAACAGGCUCUCUGUUUGGGAAAGGGUGAAAAAAUCGCAAGGAGAGGGAAGGGAAAAGGGAGAGCCUGUAGAUGAACAUUUGAGGCCGCUAUUCAGCCCUCUUGACAUUACUGACGAUCAUCUGUCAGCAAGAUCGUUAAUGUAAUCAACUUCGCGUGUAAAAAGGGGGUCGAUAGUCAACACACGACUCUUACCUCCUGUCGAAAUGCUGCUUUUUCCAAUGGAGUAACAUUUUAUUUGACAUGUAAAGCCUAGUCAUUGCGGUUAAAUAAGCUCAUCAGUCAAGCGCAGAAGAUGCCAUAUUAAAGAUAAGAAGACCUGAUUACAAGCGAUUAUUCAAAUCGCGUGCUACGUGCCGACCAAAAAGGCGAUGUCAAUGAAACUUGCCAACAGUCAGAGUUCUCGCCAAUUCUCGGUUUUCACUGUCACGCAAUCAAAAAUAAAAUUGCAAACCAUUCAAUACAGAAAGUCCCGAAUCUAGGAAAUAUAAGAAGAUAAAUAAGCAAAAGGCCUCGCCAAGAAUCAGGUCUGUGCGAUAUUUCAUAUGCGAGAUAUUAGGAAAAACGUUUUACCCAAAUUUAGAAAGCUUUGUAUGGAGACGCCAUGUUUGUGUCCCUUUGCGGGGCACAAAUAUGGCCGCCGGAAACCAACAGAAACAUCUGUUUUUGAGUUUUCCUACUAAUGCGUUAAUUCAUCGCUUGAAAAACUCAUAAACUAUUAAAGUGAUAUUUAUUCAGAGACAAAGAAUGUUUAGACAGCAAAAUCUCCCAAAAUUGGUAAUGUUUUUAACCCACAUAAGAGCCGUUGUGGCCGCCAGCUAAAUGCCGCGUCACGCAAAAGCCUAGAAAUUCAAACGUCCUCUAUCGCAAAACGAAGAACCCUUUCGAACCAAAACUCUCUUUAAAUAAAGGUGUUUAGGUGCUGUAAUACCUCAUGAAACUCAGAAACUCAGAAGAAUCGAUAGUUUCUUAGUUUGAAUUUUAGUGACGUCAUGUGAAAACCGAGAAUAGGAGCUUGCAUCAGAAUCUAACGCACAGCGGGUACCGUGGAACGGCGGUGCCAACGGUUUGUCUACAGGCUCUCCCCCCUUUCCCUCUCCUAUCGUAAAUUUGGUUAUGAUAUCAGCGUCCACCCUCACGCCAGUCCGUCUGAAGAGACAUUCAGGGAUGGGGAGGGACACAUUUCUAACGCCCCCUCUCCUAUCGUUUUAGGGCAGAAUCUAUCGUUGCGGGAAGUUUGAUUAUCUCUUCCAGUUUCAAUCAUGAGUUUGUGGUUACUUAUACGAAUUUUCACUAAGUCUUUCCUAUUGGCUGAAUUUCUAAUUAAGUCUAGAUAACGUGAAAUUUUAUAAUCAUGUUUAAAUAAGCUGUAAAAUUGUAGUUUCUUAGAAUGAUGGAUUGUUUGUUGCCAAUAUGUAAUAUAUUUUUGUUUUGUUAUAUCUAUAUAGUGUUUGAUCUUAGCUUCACUUAAAUUAUUAGGAUCAAAAUCGGGAAGGUCAUGAUAUUCAGAUAUUUUCAUAAGAUUAUGGUAAAAGCUAUUUUUACCAUUACAGUGAAGUUCUAGCGAGGUGCGAAAGGCUUGUUUAAUAAUAGUAUCCUCGUUUUUACGCAGAAGAUACAAUAUGUAAUUAAUCAAUAUAAAAACAAAUGAUUACAGGCUCUCUAUCCCUUCAGCUUUUCAUUUUUCCCGCCCCGCCAACUUUUCGCAUGCCUUUCACCUUCGUGUCUUCAGAAGACCUACCGGCCACCACGUGAACUCUUUCGUAGAACAUGGCAUAAUUGAUAUACAUUGGGACAAAUCUCAGCGGCAGAAAAUGUCAUGAUCUUUUAGCCACGUUUCAGUGAGUGUGAAAAUGCACAUUAGUAUGUUCGAUCAUUCUCGGUCGCGUAAUCUUUGAGAGCGAGUUUUUCACUAUUGUUUGAUGUAGUGUUCACUAAACAGAAGUCGAUAGGCACGGUACCACUUUGUUGUAUGUUUCUUGCUCAUCUAAUAUAGGAUAAAGCUUGCGAUAUUUUCAUACUUUGACUGAAGGAGUACACAGAAUAUUUGGUCGUUUUAAAAGUUCAAAAAUUAAACGUUUCGGACUGCAGCAAAAUUUUUUUCUACUUAUCAUGAGCUUAAAUUAAAACAUGGUUCGAGCUAUCGAUGGUAAAAUUACAUUCUAAGAAAAAAAAAUAUCUUUGAGUUACCUGAAAGUUCGAGUUAUGGAGGAUAAAAAUUACAGUAAAUGUAAGGACGAAAUCCAGGGGAAACAAGUUUUGCUUCGAGUUGAGGCGAGGUUUGACUUAGCGUGGGUUCGAGUUAUCGGGAGUCGACCUUAUUGCUGAUAAGGCCAAAAAUGCAAAUAAACUGGGCCGGGUUGUUCAAAGCAGGGUUAAGGUAACCCAGGGUUAGUGCGAAGUAUCAAUUCACAUAUGAAAGCUUUAAAUGGAAAUUCGGUUUAAUCCUUUUUGCCUGUAAUGUAUUGAAUUGAUGCUCUACAAAGAAUAGUGAAAAUUAUCUGGGUAAAUGCUGGUUUUGAGCGAAAAUAAAAAGAAACUUAGAUUAAAAUUCAAUCCUCGGUUAGCGCUAAUCGGCUUUCAAACAACUGGGCUCUGAUCAUAAGGCUUUUUAGGUUUUCCCAGUAACUGUUUGCAGGUAGCGCUUUUUUCACUGUUUCCUGCGCUUACUGUCUUGAAAAAAGUUGUUGUAAACGAUAAACAGCUGACUUUUUUCGUCCCCUCUCAUUUAACAGAGUACGUCAUUCAGAAUUUCCAAAUGAAAGAAGAAAAAGCGGAGGAAGAAAGAGAGAAAAUAAAAAAAAAAUCGCCCAAAGGUGCAGGGAUGCACGCAGGGAGCUCACGAAAAGUAAGUCAGCGGGAUAUGGGGUGUCAGAAGCCCGGCUAUGGCCGGGUAUGGGGUGUUUCGUAAAUAAACUAGAAUCAUUAUAUUUGUGAACUCUUUUUUUAUGUCGCAUAAAUUGAACUCCAAAAAGCAUGGCCCAGUUUUGUCAUGAGACUAUAUUUAGAAAUUGAAUGUUCCUGUCGUUUCUUGCAACAAUGAAUGAUAUGUCUGCGAAAACUCACCAAAAAUAUUAACGGUUAGUGCUCCCUGGUGAAAUUUGUUUGAUGGAUCCCUUGUAUUUCUUCAGGAGCAUUUGAGUCAGUGGUUUUCAAGGUACUAAGUAGUGAAUUAAGCUCGUAAUGAAAAAAUGAAAAGGUUUUAAUCAAAAUUACUAUAUUCGCGUUUGUUUGUUUUCAUGUUUAUUAUCACAGUGGAAUCAUUUAAGGAAAAGGAAGAGGAGGCAAAGGGUGAAGAGACAGAAGAGGAGGAAGACGAGGAAGAAGGGAAGAAAGAGGGGCAAGAGAAGGAGGAAGAGAGGAAAGAGGAGGAAGACGAGGAAGAAGAGAGGAAAGAGGAGGAAGGCGAGGAAGAAGAGAGGAAAGAGGAGAACACCUUGCUGGAUGGCAAAUAGCGUAGUGGACCUUGGGAGGGAUUUAAGCGUAUUGAAUGAUGUAAUAUCUUUGUUUUUUCUUGCUACAUUACGACGCUUGUCUUUUCGAUCCAAAUUUCUAUUUUUGACUCUUAUGUUAUUUCAUUCAAUCCUUUUUACGAAAUACUUCCUUAAUUUUAAAGCUCAUGGAGCAGAACAAGUCUUAUAGUGAACCAAGCAAUUUCCAUUUCCAGCUGAUAUUUUUGUUCCCAUACAUUCUGCAGAAUUUGUUGUAAACAAACUUAAUUGCCAAAGAAAAAUAGAAAGAUAAAGAGAAAAGAGAUACAUUAGGAGGAUACUCCCGAAGUGCAGAGAUGUUAGGAAAGAGCUGUGACAGUAGCGUCUUAUAAACCUUAUUUUGAGGACGGGGAAAAUCUUCUAUGCAAGCUACGGGGAUACCCAUAUUGGCAGGCCGAUAUGUUUUCCUUUCUUUUUUUCAAGCCCAAGCACUGACAACAAUUCUUUUGUUUUGCAUGACAAUUCCAUGCAUCCACAACAUUUUCAACUAAAACUGAUACCAUUCUUUUUCAGCUCACAAGAAUCUGCCUUUUAUACUCCAUACUAUUUCAACAUUUUUCUUUUGUGUUGCAUCACAAUUCCAUCCACAACAUUUUCAACUAAAACUGACACCAUUCUUUUUCAGCUCACAAGAAUCUGCCUUUUAUACUCCAUGCCAUUUCAACAUUUUUCAGUCAUACUCAUCAACAACUUAAGUCCUCGUCGGCAAACAACUGGCAAAUUUACCAAAUUAAUAUAAUUGCUCAAUUACCACUUACCGUUUUGCCCUUUCGAAAAAUUAUCACAACAUAUUUUGCGGAGUCACUGGUUUAUUCGCCUGGUCGGGUGACUGCUGAAAAAGCUGUGAUAGGAUUUUCAGAAUACAAGUUUGUAGAUUAUCUGGGCAAUAAGCUAUAUAGCGGAGCCCAACGUGACGCUGACCAAGGAGAGCACCAUUACUGUAGAAAACUGAAACAAUGGUAUUUCCGUUUAACAGUUGGUAACUGAACAGCCUUUUAGGUUCCACCACAAUAACAUUCAAACCACGUUCCAUUAAAGAUCUGCCAACAACCCUUGGUUUUUAGUUCCAUCACAAUUCGAUCCAAAUUUUAAUUUUUUACUCUUAUUUUAUUUCAUUCAAUCCUUUUUCACGAAAUACUUCCUUAAUUUUAAAGCUCAUGGAGCAGAACAAAUCUUAUAGUGAAGGAAGCAAUUUCCAUUUCCAGCUGAUAUUUUCUGUUCCCAUACAUUCUGCAGAAUUUGUUGUAAACAAACUUAAUUACCAAGGAAAAAUAGACAGAUUGAGAGAAACAAGAUACAUUAGGAGGAUCCUCUCGAAGUGUAGAGAUGUUAGAAAAGAGCUGUGAUAGUGGCGUCUUAUAAACCCUAUUUUGGGGAGGAGGAAAUUGUUCUUUGCAAACUACGGGGAUACCUAUGUAGGCCGGCCAAUAUAUGUCUUCCUUUUUUUUUAAGCUCAAGCACUGACAACAAUCCUUUUCUGUUCCAUCAAAAUUCGAUCUAGAACAUUUUCAAGUAAAAGUGAUACCAUUCCUUUUUUUUUCAGCUCACAAGAAUCUGCCUUUUAUACUCCAUGCCAUUUCAACAUUUUUCAGUCAUACUCAUCAUCAACUUAAGUCCUUGUCGGCAAACAACUGGCAAAUUUACCAAAUUAAUAUAAUUGCUCAAUUACCACUUCCUUUUUUGCCCUUUCGAAAUAUUAGCACAACAAAUAUUGCUGAGUCACUGGUUUAUUCGCCUCGUCGGGUGACUGCUGAGAAAGCUGUACAAGGAUUUUCAGAAUACAAGUUGGUAGAUUUUCUGGCCAAUAAGCUAUAUAGCGGAGCCCGACGUGACGCUGACCAAGGAGAGCACCAUUACUGGAGAAAACUGAAACAAUGGUAUUUCCGUUUAACAUUUGCUAACUGAACAGCCUUUUCGGUUCAAGCACAAUAACAUUCAAAUCACGUUCCAUUAAAAAUCUGCCAACAACCCUUGGUUUUUAGUUCCAUCACAAUUGGAUCCAAAUUUCUAUUUUUGACUCUAAUGUUAUUUCAUUCAAUCCUUUUUUACGAAAUACUUCCUUAAUUUUAAAGCUCAUGGAGCAGAACAAGUCUUAUAGUGAAUCAAGCAAUUUCCAUUUCCAGCUGAUAUUUUCUGUUCCCAUACAUUCUGCAGAAUUUGUUGUAAAUAAACUUAAUUGCCAAAGAAAAAUAGAAAGACAGAGAAAAAGAGAUACAUUAGGAGGAUACUCCUGAAGUGCAGAGAUGUUAGGAAAGAGCUGUGACAGUAGCGUCUUAUAAACCCUACUUUGGGGAGGGUAAAAAUCAAAUAAACUGGGCUGGGUUGUUCAAAGCAGGGUUAAGGUAACCCAGGGUUAGUGAGAAGUAUAAAUUUACAUAUGAAAGCUUUAAAUGGAAAUUCGGUUUAAUCCGGGCCUUUUUGCCUGUAAUGUAUUGAAUUGAUGCUCUACAAAGAAUAGUGAAAAUUAUCUGGGUAAUUGCUGGUUUUGAGCGAAAAUAAAAAGAAACUUAGAUUAAAAUUUAAUCCUCGGUUAGCGCUAAUCGGCUUUCAAACAACUGGGCUCUGAUCAUAAGGCUUUUUAGGUUUUCCCAGUAACUGUUUGCAGGUAGCGCUUUUUUCACUGUUUCCUGCGCUUACUGUCUUGAAAAAGUUGUUGUAAACGAUAAACAGCUGACUUUUUUCGUCCCUCUCAUUUAACAGAGUACGUCAUUCAGAAUUUCCAAAUGAAAGAAGAAAAAGCGGAGGAAGAAAGAGAGAAAAUAAAAAAAAAAUCGCCCAAAGGUGCAGGGAUGCACGCAGGGAGCUCACGAAAAGUAAGUCAGCGGGAUAUGGGGUGUCAGAAGCCCGGCUAUGGCCGGGUAUGGGGUGUUUCGUAAAUAAACUAGAAUCAUUAUAUUUGUGAACUCUUUUUUUAUGUCGCAUAAAUUGAACUCCAAAAAGCAUGGCCCAGUUUUGUCAUGAGACUAUAUUUAGAAAUUGAAUGUUCCUGUCGUUUCUUGCAACAAUGAAUGAUAUGUCUGCGAAAACUCACCAAAAAUAUUAACGGUUAGUGCUCCCUGGUGAAAUUUGUUUGAUGGAUCCCUUGUAUUUCUUCAGGAGCAUUUGAGUCAGUGGUUUUCAAGGUACUAAGUAGUGAAUUAAGCUCGUAAUGAAAAAAUGAAAAGGUUUUAAUCAAAAUUACUAUAUUCGCGUUUGUUUGUUUUCAUGUUUAUUAUCACAGUGGAAUCAUUUAAGGAAAAGGAAGAGGAGGCAAAGGGUGAAGAGACAGAAGAGGAGGAAGACGAGGAAGAAGGGAAGAAAGAGGGGCAAGAGAAGGAGGAAGAGAGGAAAGAGGAGGAAGACGAGGAAGAAGAGAGGAAAGAGGAGGAAGGCGAGGAAGAAGAGAGGAAAGAGGAGAACACCUUGCUGGAUGGCAAAUAGCGUAGUGGACCUUGGGAGGGAUUUAAGCGUAUUGAAUGAUGUAAUAUCUUUGUUUUUCUUGCUACAUUACGACGCUUGUCUUUUCGAUCCAAAUUUCUAUUUUUGACUCUUAUGUUAUUUCAUUCAAUCCUUUUUUACGAAAUACUUCCUUAAUUUUAAAGCUCAUGGAGCAGAACAAGUCUUAUAGUGAACCAAGCAAUUUCCAUUUCCAGCUGAUAUUUUUGUUCCCAUACAUUCUGCAGAAUUUGUUGUAAACAAACUUAAUUGCCAAAGAAAAAUAGAAAGAUAAAGAGAAAAGAGAUACAUUAGGAGGAUACUCCCGAAGUGCAGAGAUGUUAGGAAAGAGCUGUGACAGUAGCGUCUUAUAAACCUUAUUUUGAGGACGGGGAAAAUCUUCUAUGCAAGCUACGGGGAUACCCAUAUUGGCAGGCCGAUAUGUUUUCCUUUCUUUUUUUCAAGCCCAAGCACUGACAACAAUUCUUUUGUUUUGCAUGACAAUUCCAUGCAUCCACAACAUUUUCAACUAAAACUGAUACCAUUCUUUUUCAGCUCACAAGAAUCUGCCUUUUAUACUCCAUACUAUUUCAACAUUUUUCUUUUGUGUUGCAUCACAAUUCCAUCCACAACAUUUUCAACUAAAACUGACACCAUUCUUUUUCAGCUCACAAGAAUCUGCCUUUUAUACUCCAUGCCAUUUCAACAUUUUUCAGUCAUACUCAUCAACAACUUAAGUCCUCGUCGGCAAACAACUGGCAAAUUUACCAAAUUAAUAUAAUUGCUCAAUUACCACUUACCGUUUUGCCCUUUCGAAAAAUUAUCACAACAUAUUUUUGCGGAGUCACUGGUUUAUUCGCCUGGUCGGGUGACUGCUGAAAAAGCUGUGAUAGGAUUUUCAGAAUACAAGUUUGUAGAUUAUCUGGGCAAUAAGCUAUAUAGCGGAGCCCAACGUGACGCUGACCAAGGAGAGCACCAUUACUGUAGAAAACUGAAACAAUGGUAUUUCCGUUUAACAGUUGGUAACUGAACAGCCUUUUAGGUUCCACCACAAUAACAUUCAAACCACGUUCCAUUAAAGAUCUGCCAACAACCCUUGGUUUUUAGUUCCAUCACAAUUCGAUCCAAAUUUUAAUUUUUACUCUUAUUUUAUUUCAUUCAAUCCUUUUUCACGAAAUACUUCCUUAAUUUUAAAGCUCAUGGAGCAGAACAAAUCUUAUAGUGAAGGAAGCAAUUUCCAUUUCCAGCUGAUAUUUUCUGUUCCCAUACAUUCUGCAGAAUUUGUUGUAAACAAACUUAAUUACCAAGGAAAAAUAGACAGAUUGAGAGAAACAAGAUACAUUAGGAGGAUCCUCUCGAAGUGUAGAGAUGUUAGAAAAGAGCUGUGAUAGUGGCGUCUUAUAAACCCUAUUUUGGGGAGGAGGAAAUUGUUCUUUGCAAACUACGGGGAUACCUAUGUAGGCCGGCCAAUAUAUGUCUUCCUUUUUUUUUAAGCUCAAGCACUGACAACAAUCCUUUUCUGUUCCAUCAAAAUUCGAUCUAGAACAUUUUCAAGUAAAAGUGAUACCAUUCCUUUUUUCAGCUCACAAGAAUCUGCCUUUUAUACUCCAUGCCAUUUCAACAUUUUUCAGUCAUACUCAUCAUCAACUUAAGUCCUUGUCGGCAAACAACUGGCAAAUUUACCAAAUUAAUAUAAUUGCUCAAUUACCACUUCCUUUUUUGCCCUUUCGAAAUAUUAGCACAACAAAUAUUGCUGAGUCACUGGUUUAUUCGCCUCGUCGGGUGACUGCUGAGAAAGCUGUACAAGGAUUUUCAGAAUACAAGUUGGUAGAUUUUCUGGCCAAUAAGCUAUAUAGCGGAGCCCGACGUGACGCUGACCAAGGAGAGCACCAUUACUGGAGAAAACUGAAACAAUGGUAUUUCCGUUUAACAUUUGCUAACUGAACAGCCUUUUCGGUUCAAGCACAAUAACAUUCAAAUCACGUUCCAUUAAAAAUCUGCCAACAACCCUUGGUUUUUAGUUCCAUCACAAUUGGAUCCAAAUUUCUAUUUUUGACUCUUAUGUUAUUUCAUUCAAUCCUUUUUUACGAAAUACUUCCUUAAUUUUAAAGCUCAUGGAGCAGAACAAGUCUUAUAGUGAAUCAAGCAAUUUCCAUUUCCAGCUGAUAUUUUCUGUUCCCAUACAUUCUGCAGAAUUUGUUGUAAAUAAACUUAAUUGCCAAAGAAAAAUAGAAAGACAGAGAGAAAAGAGAUACAUUAGGAGGAUACUCCUGAAGUGCAGAGAUGUUAGGAAAGAGCUGUGACAGUAGCGUCUUAUAAACCCUACUUUGGGGAGGGGUAAAAUCAAAUAAACUGGGCUGGGUUGUUCAAAGCAGGGUUAAGGUAACCCAGGGUUAGUGAGAAGUAUAAAUUUACAUAUGAAAGCUUUAAAUGGAAAUUCGGUUUAAUCCGGGCCUUUUUUGCCUGUAAUGUAUUGAAUUGAUGCUCUACAAAGAAUAGUGAAAAUUAUCUGGGUAAUUGCUGGUUUUGAGCGAAAAUAAAAAGAAACUUAGAUUAAAAUUUAAUCCUCGGUUAGCGCUAAUCGGCUUUCAAACAACUGGGCUCUGAUCAUAAGGCUUUUUAGGUUUUCCCAGUAACUGUUUGCAGGUAGCGCUUUUUUCACUGUUUCCUGCGCUUACUGUCUUGAAAAAAGUUGUUGUAAACGAUAAACAGCUGACUUUUUUCGUCCCCUCUCAUUUAACAGAGUACGUCAUUCAGAAUUUUCAAAUGACAGAAGAAAAAGCGGAGGAAGAAAGAGAGAAAAUAAAAACAAAAUCGCCCAAAGGUGCAGGGAUGCACGCAGGGAGCUCAAGAAAAGUAAAUCAGCGGGAUAUGGGGUGUCAGAAGCCCGGCUAUGGCCGGGUAUGGGGUGUUUCGUAAAUAAACUAGAAUCAUUAUAUUUGUGAACUCUUUUUUUAUGUCGCAUAAAUUGAACUCCAAAAAGCAUGGCCCAGUUUUGUCAUGAGACUAUAUUUAGAAAUUGAAUGUUCCUGUCGUUUGUUGCAACAUAAUGAUAUGUCUGCGAAAACUCACCAAAAAUAUUAACGGUUAGUGCUCCCUGGUGAAAUUUGUUUGAUGGAUCCCUUGUAUUUCUUCAGGAGCAUUUGAGUCAGUGGUUUUCAAGGUACUAAGUAGUGAAUUAAGCUCGUAAUGAAAAAAUGAAAAGGUUUUAAUCAAAAUUACUAUAUUCGCGUUUGUUUGUUUUCAAGUUUAUUAUCACAGUGGAAUCAUUUAAGGAAAAGGAAGAGGAGGAAAAGGAAAAAGAACAAGAAGAGGAGGCAAAGGGUGAAGAGACAGAAGAAGAGGAAGACGAGGAAGAAGAGAGGAAAGAGGAGGAAGACGAGGAGGAAGAGAAGAAAGAGGGGGAAGAGAAGGAGGAAGAGAGGAAAGAGGAGGAAGACGAGGAAGAAGAGAGGAAAGAGGAGGAAUGCGAGGAAGAAGAGAGGAAAGAGGAGAACACCUUGCUGGAUGGCAAAUAGCGUAGUGGACCUUGGAAGGGAUUUAAGCGUAUUGAAUGAUGUAAUAUCUUUGUUUUUCUUGCUACAUUGCGUCGCUUGCCUUUUUGGUCCCAUAUGACCGUUUUCUGCAAAGGGCUAAUUGUGUUUACUGAGUCUAAUUUUAUUGUUAAGUUUUGGCCUACCAGCGGAGUUGUCGGAGGAGUUAAACAAACCAUUUGCGUUUGGGAAAUACAUUUAAUUUUCAUGAAAAUAUUGUUACAUCAUAAUUACGUGCAUUGGUGUUAUUACUUGUGUCCAAUCUCCUCUCGUUCAACAUCUCAGUAUGCUUGACAGCGUUUUAUAGUUCUUAUUUCUCUUUAGCUUUUGUCGGUGAGAUUCGCAGGUACAUAAAUUCUAAUGAUGGAUGGUGGUCUGUUUUGCACAUAGAAAAUUUGGCAAUACUUAGCCGACCUUUAGUUAAAAAGUCCAUUUCCUGUUGUUUUCAGUGAAAAGUCCAAGGUUUAUGUAUAUGACAGUUCGUAAAGUAUAUUGCCGGAUUUUCACAACUCUUACCGCUACAGAGCGUGUUGCGCCUCUAUUUGAAUAUGUCUGAAAUUGACGAAUAAUGGUAAUUUGAUGUUGAUGCUGCAGUCUUGGGGUUAAUUUCUACGCACCUAAUUUGAGUUGUACUGAAGACUUUGAAGAGGUUAAAUUGUAUACACUGGCGGACGAUACUUCGAGUUUCACUGAACUUUAACGUUUGCUGAAAGGUUUCAUUUAUUUUUCUUUUAGGUGUCUUUACAAGUUCGCAGUUAUAACGUUUUAGGUACGUAAUGAGUUUUACUGCCUCCCAUUGCACCUCCAUUGAUUUAAUUUGAAGCUAACAUAAAGACCCUUGAUAUAGUAAAAAUCCGCGAGUAAAUGAACCUAAAAUACACUAUUCAGGUUCUGAAAUUAAUGCAAUUGUGGCUAAAAGUAUUUCUUUUGGCAUUCAGUUAUUUCCUUACAAAAAUCUGUAAACAAAAUAGGUAUUUAUGCAAUUAUGACUUAAUAAUAACUAGCAUUGACCAAAUGAAUGUUAAAGUCCUCCUUCAAAACAAUACAUGCAUGUAUUGUAAUGCCUCAUGUAAUUUCCCAAGUGUGCAGAAUUUUUUAUGAAAGUAAGAAGAAGAUGGGGCUUGUCGAAGCAACUGGCAAAUUUGUUCCACUCACAAAAGUUUGCCAGAGGAACUUAAAUCAUCUUUUUUUUUAAUCAAUUUCUUUAGAGAUAUAUGAAUGAGAUCUUGGGGAACUAAGGGAAAUUAGGAGGACACUUGGAGCGAUACAUAUUACUUUAUGGCCUACUGAGAACAGUCACAGAAAUUAAACAAUAGCAUAAUAGUAUUUGACGACAACAUAUAAAUAUAAAACAUACAAGGUAUGCAACACGUUCUCGUGGUAUACCAUGGAAUAUCCCACUUGUCUUUCGCGGUAUACACACUAGCCUUUUUAUAACUAUUUAGUUAUACGAUGCCAUCAUAUAAAGUAUGGUAGGCAGCACAAUAAAUGUGACAUACAACGGUCAGAUAUCAUUUUGAAUGGCUUGGAAUUGGCUUCUGUUGUCUAAGAUGAUAGACUACGAGCAGUUCCCUUACUCCCGUCUAUUUUUUUCGAGUUCCCGAUAACUCGAACCUUUUUCGACUUCCCUUGAAGGUUCGAGUUACCUGGAGUCGACUCUACUAACCCGUUUUUGUCAAACGCGACGUUUUAGUAUCGGUGAACCCUUAUCAAAGUGACCUGCGUUUUAUUUAUAAAGGUUGUUUGAAUAAGAAUUAUUGUUAUGAUAUUUAGUAUCAGAGCAAAAAAAUUGGAAAAAGAAUCAUGUACAUGACAUAUUCUUUUGUUACUACGUUUCAGAGGAGAGAAGAAGGAACACCAGAAGAAUGUGCAAUUUACCAGCAGAAGAAGGUACAACUUACUCCUCCCCCAACACACACACACUCGUAGCUAGAGUAAUGUAUAAAGCAUAAAUACAUCAGUUUACGUUGACUUGACUUAGUACGACGAGGACUAACCUCGCUUUUUCGACUAUAUUAUCCACUUAAACAUUCUCUAUAUAACAGAAACGCACCCCCCACCCCACUUAGCACAACAAAUAUUGCUAAGUCACUGGUUUAUUCGCCUCGUCGGGUGACUGCUGAAAAAGCUGUACAAGGAUUUUCAGAAUACAAGUUGGUAGAUUAUCUGGCCAAUAAGCUAUAUAGCGGAGCCCGACGUGACGCUGACCAAGGAGAGCACAAUUACUGUAGAAAAUUGAAACAAUGGUAUUUCCGUUUAACAGUUGGUAACUGAACAGCCUUUUAGGUUCCACCACAAUAACAUUCAAAUCACGUUACAUUAAAAAUCUGCCAACAACCAUUGGUUUUUAGUUCCAUCACAAUUCGAUCCAAAUUUCUAUUUUUGACUCUUAUGUUAUUUCAUUCAAUCCUUUUUUACGAAAUACUUCCUUAAUUUUAAAGCUCAUGGAGCAGAACAAGUCUUAUAGUGAACCAAACAAUAUCCAUUUCCAGCUGAUAUCUUUGUUCCCAUACAUUCUGCAGAAUUUGUUGUAAACAAACGUUAUUGCCAAAGAAAAAUAGAAAGAUAGAGAGAAAAGAGAUACAUUAGGAGGAUACUCCUGAAGUGCAGAGAUGUUAGGAAAGAGCUGUGACAGUAGCGUCUUAUAAACCCUACUUUGGGGAGGGGGAAAAUCUUCUAUGCAAGCUACGGGGAUACCCAUAUUGGCAGGCUGAUAUGUUUUCCUUUCUUUUUUUUCAAGCCCAAGCACUGACAACAAUUCUUUUGUGUUGCAUCACAAUUCCAUCCACAACAUUUUCAACUAAAACUGAUACCAUUCUUUUUCAGCUCACAAGAAUCUUCCUUUUAUACUCCAUGCCAUUUCAACAUUUUUCAGUCAUACUCAUUAACAACUUAAGUCCUUGUUGGAAAACAACUGGCAAAUUUACCAAAUUAAUAUAAUUGCUCAAUUACCACUAACUGUUUUGCCCUUUCGAAAAAUUAUCACAACAUAUUUUGCUGAGUCACUAGUUUAUUCGCCUGGUCGGGUGACUGCUGAAACAGCUGUACAAAGAUUUUCAGAAUACAAGUUUGUAGAUUAUCUAGCCAAUAAGGUAUAUAGCGGAGCCCGACGUGAUGCUGACCAAGGAGAGCACAAUUACUGUAGAAAACUAAAACAAUGGUAUUUCCGUUUAACAGUUGGUAACUGAACAGCCUUUUAGGUUCCACCACAAUAACAUUCAAACCACGUUCCAUUAAAGAUCUGCUAACAAUCCUUGGUUUUUAGUUCCAUCACAAUUCGAUCCAAAUUUUAAUUUUUUACUCUUAUUUUAUUUCAUUCAAUCCUUUUUUACGAAAUACUUCCUUAAUUUUAAAGCUCAUGGAGCAGAACAAGUCUUAUAGUGAACCAAACAAUAUCCAUUUCCAGCUGAUAUUUUUGUUCCCAUACAUUCUGCAGAAUUUGUUGUAAACAAACUUAAUUACCCAGGAAAAAUAGAAAGAUGGAGAGAAAAGAGAUACAUCAGGAGGAUACUCCCAAAGUGUAGAGAUGUUAGGAAAGAGCUGUGACAGUAGCGUCUUAUAAACCCUACUUUGGGGAGGAGGAAAUUGUUCUUUGCAAACUACGGGGAUAUCCAUGUAGGCCGGCCAAUAUGUCUUCCUUUUUUUUAAGCUCAAGCGCUGACAACAAUCCUUUUCUGUUCCAUCACAAUUCGAUCCACAACAUUUUCAAGUAAAAGUGAUACCAUUCUUUUUUUCAGCUCACAAGAAUCUGCCUUUUAUACUCCAUGCCAUUUCAACAUUUUUCAGUCAUACUCAUCAUCAACUUAUAUAAGUCCUUGUCGGCAAACAACUGGCAAAUUUACCAAAUUAAUAUAAUUGCUCAAUUAGCACUUACAUUUUUGCCCUUUCGAAAUAUUAGCACAACAAAUAUUGCUGAGUCACUGGUUUAUUCGCCACGUCGGGUGACUGCUGAAAAAGCUGUACAAGGAUUUUCAGAAUACAAGUUGGUAGAUUAUCUGGCCAAUAAGCUAUAUAGCGGAGCCCGACGUGACGCUGACCAAGGAGAGCACAAUUACUGUAGAAAAUUGAAACAAUGGUAUUUCCCUUUAACAUUUGCUAACUGAACAGCCUUUUUGGUUCCAGCACAAUAACAUUCAAAUCACGUUCCAUUAAAAAUCUGUUAACAACCAUUGGUUUUUAGUUCCAUCACAAUUCGAUCCAAAUUGCUAUUUUUGACUCUUAUGUUAUUUCAUUCAAUCCUUUUUUACGAAAUACUUCCUUAAUUUUAAAGCUCAUGGAGCAGAACAAGUCUUAUAGUGAACCAAGCAAUUUCCAUUUCCAGCUGAUAUUUUCUGUUCCCAUACAUUCUGCAGAAUUUGUUGUAAAGAAACUUAAUUGCCAAAGAAAAAUAGAAAGACAGAGAGAAAAGAGAUACAUUAGGAGGAUACUCCUGAAGUGCAGAGAUGUUAAGAAAGAGCUGUGCCAGUAGCGUCUUAUAAACCAUACUUUGGGGAAGGGUAAAAUCAAAUAAACUGGGCCGGGUUGUUCAAAGCAGGGUUAAGGUAACCCAGGGUUAGUGCGAAGUAUAAAUUCACAUAUGAAAGCUAAUCGGCUUUCAAACAACUGGGCUCUGGUCAUAAGGCUUUUUAGGUUUUCCCAGUAACUGUUUGCAGGUAGCGCUUUUUUCACUGUUUCUUGCGCUUACUGUCUUGAAAAAAGUUGUUGUAAACGAUAAAUAGCUGAGUUUUUUCGUCCCCUCUCAUUUAACAGAGUACGUCAUUCAGAAUUUCCAGAUGACAGAAGAAAAAGCGGAGGAAGAAAGAGAGAAAAUAAAAAAAAAAAUCGCCCAAAGGUGCAGGGAUGCACGCAGGGAGCUCACGAAAAGUAAGUCAGCGGGAUAUGGGGUGUCAGAAGCCCGGCUACGGCCGGGUAUGGGGUGUUUCGUAAAUAAACUAGAAUCAUUAUAUUUGUGAACUUUUUUUUAUGUCGCAUAAAUUGAACUCCAAAAAGCAUGGCCCAGUUUUGCCAUGAGACUAUAUUUAGAAAUUGAAUGUUCCUGUCGUUUGUUGCAACAUAAUGAUAUGUCUGCGAAAACUCACCAAAAAUAUUAACGGUUAGUGCUCCCUGGUGAAAUUUGUUUGAUGGAUCCCUUGUAUUUCUUCAGGAGCAUUUGAGUCAGUGGUUUUCAUGGUACUAAGUAGUGAAUUAAGCUCGUAAUGAAAAAAUGAAAAGGUUUUAAUCAAAAUUACUAUAUUCGCCUUUGUUUGUUUUCAUGUUUAUUAUCACAGUGGAAUCAUUUAAGGAAAAGGAAGAGGAGGAAAAGGAAAAAGAACAAGAAGAGGAGGCAAAGGGUGAAGAGACAGAAGAGGAGGAAGGCGAGGAAGAAGAGAGGAAAGAGGAGGAAGACGAGGAGGAAGAGAAGAAAGAGGGGGAAGAGAAGGAGGAAGAGAGGAAAGAGGAGGAAGACGAGGAAGAAGAGAGGAAAGAGGAGGAAGGCGAGGAAGAAGAGAGGAAAGAGGAGAACACCUUGCUGGAUGGCAAAUAGCGUAG